Gymnodraco acuticeps is the source of this 2449-nucleotide messenger RNA. RefSeq names its product general transcription factor IIH, polypeptide 1 (gene gtf2h1). The record is from RefSeq and is a predicted model, not a curated record. Gene Ontology annotation, biological process: transcription by RNA polymerase II; transcription by RNA polymerase I; nucleotide-excision repair. Lineage: Eukaryota; Metazoa; Chordata; Actinopteri; Perciformes; Bathydraconidae. Gene Ontology annotation, cellular component: transcription factor TFIIH holo complex; transcription factor TFIIH core complex. Bases 170 to 1816 code for a protein of 548 amino acids. The transcript has 15 exons.
GCCUGGCAGUCAUGUCGACGCUGAAGUCAGGACGCUCACUGUUAUAGUCAAAUACUGUUAGAAAUAACUAAAUGUGUAAUUUUUAUACCAAGUAAUACAUUAGUUUGGAUUAUGUGUUGAGGAAAAGCGAGGUAUCCAUCGCAGUAUCGACUUAUUUUGAGUUUGAGCCAUGGCAUCCCUAUCAGAGGAGGUGCUGCUGGUGCUGAAAAAGGUUCGCCAGAGGAAGCAGGAUGGCACACUUUAUCUGAUGGCUGAGCGUAUAGCCUGGGGUCCAGAGGGCAAGGACCGCUUCUCAGUCAGCCACUUAUAUGCAGAUAUUCGCUGUCAGAAAAUCAGCCCGGACGGUAAAUCCAAAAUUCAGCUGCAGCUGGUGCUUCACACCGGCGACAGUACCGCAUUCCACUUUUCCAAUGACAGCACUGCACUCAAAGACAGAGACGCUGCCAAGGAGCUGCUGCAGCAGCUGCUACCCAAGUUCAAGAAGAAAGCCAACAAGGAACUGGAGGAGAAAAACAGGAUGCUUCAGGAAGAUCCUGUGCUUUUCCAGUUGUAUAAAGAUCUGGUGGUGAGCCAGGUGAUCAGUACAGAUGAGUUCUGGGCCAACCGGCUAGGAGACACGAACAACUCGGACUCCUCUUUAUCCAACAACAAACAGGAAGUUGGUAUAUCUGGAGCUUUUUUGGCUGACAUUAGACCUCAGACUGAUGGCUGCAAUGGCUUGAGAUAUAAUUUGACUGCUGACAUUAUUGAAUCUAUCUUCAGAACAUACCCUGCAGUGAAGCAGAAGUAUAAUGAAAAUGUGCCUCACGAGCUGACGGAGAAGGAGUUCUGGACCCGCUUUUUCCAGUCCCAUUAUUUUCACAGAGACCGCAUCAACACAGGAACACAGGACAUCUUCUCAGAGUGUGGCAAGCAGGAUGAAAUAGGGUUAAAGUCCAUGGUGGUUCAAGGAGUGAAGAAUCCUUUAGUGGACCUCCUGUCGUUAGAAGAUAAAACAUUAGAUGAGGGUUACGGAGUUUGCACAACAAUGCCCUCAACUUCCAACAGGACGGUGAAGGACAGCAGCAACUCUGCCAUUAUAAAGCGGUUCAACCAUCACAGUGCCAUGGUGCUGGCAGCAGGCUUAGGCAAGGGGGAAACAGCAGGUGACCCAGCUAGUGAGACGAGCUGCACAGACGGAAACUCAAGGGACUCUGACCUCUUCCAGCCUCCUGUAAAGAAGGUUAAAUUGCAGGAGGCCAUAGAAUAUGAAGAUCUUAAAAAGGAAAAGAAGCCAAAAACAAUUGCAUUAAACCUCAAAAAGUCUGACAGGUAUGCUCACGGUCCUGUGCCACUUCAGUCCCAACACUAUUCGACAAGCCAGGAUAUCAUCAACUCUCUCAACUACAUCCGGCAUGAGAUGGUCAAUUAUAAACCCAACCUCACUCAGGUGUUGUGCAGCACAACGGCUAGUUCUGCCAUUGCUGCACUUUCUCCAGGUGGCGUGCUCAUGCAGGCAGCAACACAGCAGGCCAUCAAUCAGAUGGUACCCACUGAUGUUCAAGGAGAGCUGAAGCAUCUUUAUGCAGCUGCUGGAGAGUUGCUGAGACACUUCUGGUCCUGUUUUCCUGUAAACACACCGUUUUUAGAGGAAAAGGUGACGAAAAUGAAGUCAAACCUGGAGAGAUUUCAGGUGUCCAAGCUUUGUCCUUUUCAGGAGAAGGUUCAGCGUCAGUACUUAAGUGCAAAUCUCACAGGACAUUUGGAGCAGAUGUUGCAGACAGCCUAUAGCAAGUUCCACGUCUGGCAAACCCGUCGCAUGCUGAGGAAAACCUGAGGUCUGAUGAUUUGUCAAAGAGAGGACAUUAAAGACAUAAUAGAAUAUGGACAAAUGACGAGGAAGGUUCUCGCGACUGCUGCGAAGACCGCAGAUCACAGCCUGAUUGGACGAGAUCCACAGGGGCUACAUGAGGAUAUACAUGGAUGCUGCUACAUCCCAGACAGUUCUUCAGAGACUAACUGCCGCUCUGUCACAAAUUAGUUUCUUUCUCUUUUUUUUGUUCUCUCAAUGGUUGAGAGAUUGGUGCCGGUAUCGGUUAAAUGGGACUUUAGUAGUGGUGUAAUGUGACCAAAUUUCAAAUGGAGAAUCGUAAAGGAACUCAGGACGACAGGCUGAUGUGUGAAAUGCAAGCAGACGACUGCCAACAUGAGUUUCAUCUGUGCACAGAGCAGAGAAAGAGACAAACAAGGAGCAAAUCUGAGCACUGGUUUAACUUGUGGAACAAAGUUCCAGAUAAUCUGAAGUGAGUAUAGCAAUAAUGUGAUGACAUUUCACACUGGGUGCAUUAGUGUGUGUGCUUGUUUGUGGCUCUAAUCACAUUGUCGCUGGUUUGUAAUGUCUGCACUGAAGACGAAAAUGUCACUGAAAUAAAGUGAGAAUGUGAUCAUUCGACUGUCUUUUGAAACUACA